AUGGUGCAGGCGGACCCGCUGCGCAGUUUUCGAAGCGACAAGGCGCUGCGGUCCAGCCUGGCCGACUGCGAUCGUGACCUGGAGGCCGGGCUCCCCUGGGGCAGCAACUGCUGGGUCGAGGACCUCGGCCGCCCCCCGUGCGUGGUGGACGCGGUCCCCGCCGCCGAGCCCGCCCCCGGGGUCCGGGAGGCCGUCUGCCUCCAGCCGCAGACGCUGGAGCUGAGGCUGCCGCGGGACGCGAGGCCUGGGGAGCUGGCGGUCGCGGAGGGCCCGCACGGCCCUGUCGAGGUCGAGACCCCGUCCGACCACAAGCCUGGCACGAAGGUCCAGCUUCGGCUGGGGGCGCCCCCAGAGCUGCGCAUCCGGGUGCCCGAGGACGGGAAGCCAGGCGACCGGCUGCAGGUCAUCAGGGCCGACCGGGUCAGGAUAGCCGCACGCAUUCCGCAGGGCAUGAAGGUGGCAGUCCCAGCGGUCGUGGUCGCGGUCCCAGAGGGAGCGAAGACCGGCGAGCUGGUGACUUUUCGUCUUCCCCCGCCAGAGGGCAAGUGCAAGGGCGAGUGGAUGCAGGCGUGGUGCCCGAGCGAGCUCCUGUAUGGCAGAUACUUUGCCGCAUGCAUGCCGCUGACCGUCGGCAAGCGGGCAGACCUGACGGCCGCCAAGAAGGCGAUGGCGGAGGCCACGGCCAAGCGCGAGGCGCAGCACGCGGACUUCCUGGGCAUGCAGGCGGACUACGUCGCGAACAUCGGCGCGCUCACAAAGGCUGUGGCCGCCAUCUCCAAGGGGAUGGCCGGCGGGCCGCUCAGCGGCGCCCGCGGGCAAGCACCGUGA
Molecule: messenger RNA, 828 nt
Organism: Prorocentrum cordatum
Lineage: Eukaryota; Dinophyceae; Prorocentrales; Prorocentraceae
Source: the annotation of a GenBank genome assembly